AUGGCAACAGGGUCACAGGAUAGACGCAGCGACCAGGAUCACUGCAGGAAGUGGGAGACUGCCCACCGAGUGCGUUACUUUUCCCAGAAGUUUCCGACUCGUGAACGGCGGCCCGGCGGAAUUGCGCCUCAGGCUCAGCAGCAGAUACAGCGCGCACCCCUGGCCUGCAAAAUCACUCCUUUCCGACCUGAUCCUUGGCAGAACCCCUGGUUACGCGUGCUGGGCGCUCGGGAGCCUGUGCUGCGUUUGGGUGGCACCGUGAAGAAGACAGAACAGUCGGAACAGAGAACUGGCAGCAAAGAUACCAUCAAAGGUCGUCCAGACUGCUGUUCACAUCAACAAGGUCUAGCAAGACGCAGCCACACCGCGGGUGAAAUCAGCGGGAAGGAAAAGCCAGAGAGCAAACAGCUCGCCGAAACACUCAGCGGCACGCACCGGCUUGCAAAAGAGCCUUGGCUGCGGGAGCAGAUACCAUCUACUCCUAAAUCUCCUUCAGCGGCGGGGAGGCCGGGGGCGCGGCUGGGGAUGCAGAAAAGACUUUUUGCCCCCGCUUCACGCCGGCACGGGCUGUUUGCUGCUCGCCGCAGCUCGCUGUUGACUUUAGUCGGUAGCUGGGUUCCCCGGCAGCGCGGUGGAAGGAGGCUGGCAGCCCCUCCUCGCCCCGCCGGGCCGGGCCGGGCCGGGCCGGGCCGGGCCGGGCAGCGGCCGCCGCGUUACCACAACCGAGGCGAGCCCUGCCCGCGUCGCCGUGGCACCCGCCGCCACGCCGGGCCGGCCCACGUUACAAUCGCGGCUAUAAAGCUCUAUGGCUAUUGUUACCAAGAUAGCAAUGACAUCCCAGACACGCUGACGACCAUCACUGAACUAGGCUCGCCUUUAGAGAUGAUUCAGCUUUUACAGACUUCCUGGGAAGACAGAUUUCGAAUAUGUCUCAGCUUAGUUCGGCUUCUGCAUUAUUUGGCUCAUUCUCCUCUUGGCUCCGUGACAUUACUGGAUUUUCGCCCUCGGCAGUUUGUGAUCGUGGAUGGGGAACUGAAGGUGACAGACCUGGACGAUGCCAGCAUUGAGGAGAGCUCUUGCACCAGUAACAGCGACUGCUUUAUGGAAUUUCCUGCAAGGAACUUCACCCUGCCCUGUUCUGUUGAGGGACGGUGUCAGAGUAUGAACGAAAAGAGGAAUCUCUACAAUGCCUACAGGUUUUUUUUUACGUAUCUUCUUCCACACAGUGCUCCAUCCUCACUGAGACCAUUACUGGAUAAGAUAGUCAAUGCAACAGGAGAACUUCAGUGGGGAAUAGAUGAGACGGCUGCUCAGCUAGAGAGAGUUCUGAAUCUGUAUAAGAGUGGAGAGUACCUACAGAACACGACGCGGAUGCCAAAAGCUGAGUACAGACGGGUGCCUGAAGCUUUUAUUCCUGAUGAAAACUACAGAUGCUGGCCAUCUUACCAUCAUAAGGGCUGCCUCCUUUCCGUGUUCGAUGUCAACGAAGCCAUCGAGAUCUGUGACAGCUACUCCCAGUGCAAAGCUUUCGUCUUAAUGAACCAGACGACUUGGACAGGUCGGCAGCUUGUCUUCUUCAAGAUGGCCUCAAAUCAUAUCAUGCCUGAUCCUGACAAGAUAACAUAUGUGAAGGUGACAGACUGACACCUAAAGUGGCUCAGUCUGACGCGUGAGUGACAAGGGCUGUUUGUGUAUAAAUAUAGGCAGCUGUUAGGUAUAAGGCGGCUAUGGCCGGAGAGAUAAUUGCACUAUUACUCAUUCUAAUCUAUAGAGUGCUAAACAAAACUUUAAAGAAAUAACCUGCAUGACCAGGAUGAAUGUGCAAUAAAACGACAUUUUGAAAAUGUGAUUUUUUUUAAAACAAAGCAAAAUACAAGAUAUGAUACACUGUUAGGGUAUAAUUUUGGUUAUAAAUCAGCUGGCAGCUCUGGAUUUUCUAACCAAGGUUAGUGUAAUGUUUCUGACCUGUGCAUGUGUGCACAGGGGUGAAAGUUGAUCAUUUCUGUGGGAAGCCUGUAUCCUCCGUGCUGAUAUUUAUUUGGGCAUGUACAAUCACAACAGAGUAAGUGAAGCAUAUCAGUUUGUAAGCUGAAUAGCAAACGUUUCUGAAGACAAUCAGCAUUUGCGUUAAAGCUAUCAAAUAUGCAAUGCCGGCGUAUUUGUCAAAGGAAGGAAUUGGUUAUGUUUAGAAUUGCAAGACUGUAGCUAAUUUUCAUUUUUGCUUCCAAUGUUAUCAUAAAGUUUCAUUUUUAAUUUAAAAGAGCCAUUUUGCAGGUCUAGCAAAUCACAUAAGCAUAUGAAUAGUCCUACUGAAAGGGUAGGGACUUACCCAAGUGCCGAAUGCUUUGCUGAAUAGGGAUAGGCCUAAGCAUAUGCUUACAAUUAAGCCUGUGCUUAAGACUUUUGUUGAAUCGAGUUUGAAUUGUUCAGGAAGCUGCAUCUUUGACAGACUGGCAAAGCAAUCCAGCUGGUGGAACAGUACUAGUUUAAUGACUAUCUUGCAGUUAUUCAUAUUUUUUAUCAUCAAAUCCUUGGUUUUCUAAGGCACCGCUUGCUAAUUCUUAGAGUGAAUGAAGUAAAUGACCUUAAUAAUGGCAAAUGAAUGCUAGCCUUAAUUCUAUAUGAAACGCAUUUUACAGGCAUGGUGUGUCUAGAGAAUUUGCUUUCAGUGAAAGCAAUAAAGUAAGUGCUAAAGUGACCAAUGUCAUACUGUUUUGUAGUUUGUACAGUCAGGAAAAAAAAAAGUGCUUUUGUUUCUCAAAUUGUUUAUUUUUGUAAAAAAAAUAAAAUAUAAAUACAAUUUUUUUCAUACU
Messenger RNA from Nipponia nippon (crested ibis), 2813 nucleotides. NCBI's taxonomy places the organism in Eukaryota, Metazoa, Chordata, Aves, Pelecaniformes, Threskiornithidae. The record is from RefSeq and is a predicted model, not a curated record.